Molecule: messenger RNA, 1257 nt
Organism: Salvelinus namaycush (lake trout)
Lineage: Eukaryota; Metazoa; Chordata; Actinopteri; Salmoniformes; Salmonidae
Product: relaxin-3 receptor 1-like
Exons: 1
Coding region: 1-1257 (418 amino acids)
Biological process (GO): immune response; G protein-coupled receptor signaling pathway
Cellular component (GO): membrane
Molecular function (GO): G protein-coupled receptor activity
Source: RefSeq, a predicted model, not a curated record
AUGGAUUUUCUGAGCGGCAGCAGUGCAGGGCUGAGGUCAGAGAUGCAUGGGGAACAAACCGAGGAAGGUUCAGGAUUAUAUCCUGUUGCUGACUUGAACUUCUCUUUCAUGUUUAAUGAAACGAACCAGUCCUUUGGAGAGUACGCUCACUUGUCUGAUUUGGAGAAAAGUGAUUUAUUCGGGGAUGGAUCCGCCGUCCUGAGAAUAAUAAUCUCUGUGAUUUACUCUGUGGUCUGUACCUUGGGGUUGAUAGGAAACAUCCUUGUCUUAUACCUCAUGAAGUCUAAACAAGUAUGGAAGAAAUCGUCCAUUAACCUUUUCGUGACGAGUUUAGCAUUGACUGAUUUCCAGUUUGUAUUAACUCUUCCUUUUUGGGCAGUGGAGAACGCUUUGGACUUCACCUGGCUUUUUGGAAAAGCCAUGUGCAAGAUAGUGUCUUACGUGACAGCGAUGAAUAUGUACGCAAGUGUGUUUUUCCUGACUGCUAUGAGUGUGGCACGGUACUGGUCAGUUGCAUCGGCUCUCAAGAGCAGGCGGCGCCGUCACCGCUGCUGCUCCGCGCGCUUUAUGAGCAUUGUCAUAUGGGUUGCUGCUAUGUCCGCAGCUUUUCCCCAUGCGGUGUUCUCCACAACGGCGACUGUCUCCAACGAGGAACUGUGCCUUGUUAAAUUUCCAGACACUAUUGACGCACAAUUCUGUCUUGGACUUUACCAUAGCCAAAAAGUACUGAUCGGGUUUCUAAUACCGUUGGGGAUCAUCUCCGUCUGCUACCUGCUGCUUUUGCGCUUCAUCACAUCCAGGAAUGUGAACACCUCAAAGAGACGCUCCAAAGUGACAAAAUCUGUGACUAUAGUGGUUCUGUCAUUCUUCCUCUGUUGGUUGCCGAACCAGGCACUAACGGCGUGGGGGAUUCUCAUAAAACUCAACGUUGUGCAUUUCAGUUGGGCAUAUUACACCACGCAGGCAUACGUAUUCCCAGUGUCUGUCUGUUUGGCGCACUCUAACAGCUGUCUAAACCCCAUAUUGUAUUGUCUAAUGAGAAGAGAGUUCAGAAAGGCUUUGAAAAAACUUUUUGGGCAAAUAACUUCUCCAUCCGUGACCAACAUGAGACCAUUUACGGCGACGACCAAGCCAGAGCAAGACGAGCAUGGACAUGCGUUGGUACCGUUAAGUCCGGCAGAGCCAGCUUUGGUUUUCUAUCCACCUGGUGUUGUCAUUUACAAUGGGAGAAACGAUAUGCUCCCGAACAGUACGUAG